Archocentrus centrarchus (flier cichlid) is the source of this 1150-nucleotide messenger RNA. Its product is annotated as nanos homolog 3-like. The transcript has a single exon. Bases 29 to 619 code for a protein of 196 amino acids. The record is from RefSeq and is a predicted model, not a curated record. Gene Ontology annotation, molecular function: RNA binding; zinc ion binding. Lineage: Eukaryota; Metazoa; Chordata; Actinopteri; Cichliformes; Cichlidae.
UUGAGGAAUCCAUCACCUGCCACACUUCAUGGAGUCCGACAACAAAGGUUUCCAGCCCUGGCGAGACUACAUGGGACUUUCUGAUAUAAUCAGAGGGAUCGUGGGUCAGAAUACCGCCUCUGAGUCCUCCCUCCCCGUUUCCAACGCUCACCAUACGGAAUUUGACGGUCUUAGCCAUGCUAUGGUUUCUGUGCGCUUUAACGCAGUUCGCCAAAGCGGCCGUAGAGCUAUUAGUGCGCCAGAUCCCUGCUCCCGCGAGUGUGCACCAACGUGUUCCUUUGGUGCGGAUGCGCCAAUAGUCGAUUUGAAAUUAAUACCAAUACCGACGGGCUCCGGGAGGCCAAAAGAUCGCAAGAAGACGAGUCGUUUCAAAACACCUGAGGUGCCGGCCUUGCCUCCCGAGCGAAUGUUCUGCAGCUUCUGCAAGCACAACGGGGAGUCCGAGCUGGUCUACGGAUCCCACCGGCUUAAGAACCAAGCAGGAGAUAUUACGUGUCCCUAUCUGCGGCAGUACGUGUGUCCUCUGUGUGGAGCCACGGGGGCAAAAGCUCACACCAAGCGCUUCUGCCCCAAAGUGGACAGCGCAUACAGCUCCGUGUACGCCAAGUCCAAACGCUGAACCAACAGGUAGAGGAAUGGAAGCAAGGAAGCAAUAAGCCACUACACAGAAGGCAGGAUCCUGUUUUCGUUUAGUGUGACUUUAGUUUUCCAUUUGUGUAUUUGUUUUUGCACCAGUGUGGUUUUGCUUUUGUGUGUUUUCAUUUGCAUGCUUUGGUUCAUUUGCUGUGUAGCUGAUUAGAGUUUCUUUGCAGCUGGUCUUGCCAGCCCAAAAUACCUCAGCUGUUUGGUGUUUGGAUUUGUAAGGUAUCUUCAAGAACGACUACCAAAUUUUAUGUUUGUGAGGUUUCAAAAAUAUAGAGAGAGAAAUUAUAAAAAAAUAAUGUAUGUUUGUUUUGCAUACUUUUAAAACAUGGCUCACUGAUGUCCAGUUUCAUAUUUCCUGUUCAUGCAAGGAUUAUAACACUAUCAAACCUUUAUAAGAUGCAGUCAUCAGUAAUAACUUUACUACAGCAGGUAAACCAUCGUGUGACCAUGUCAGCAUUUUAAAUUUUUUUAAAAUAUGAGUGACUUGUUAUUGUUCUGACGUGUG